Messenger RNA from Drosophila nasuta, 584 nucleotides. RefSeq lists its product as uncharacterized. Bases 16 to 531 code for a protein of 171 amino acids. The record is from RefSeq and is a predicted model, not a curated record. The transcript has 2 exons. NCBI's taxonomy places the organism in Eukaryota, Metazoa, Arthropoda, Insecta, Diptera, Drosophilidae.
UUCAUUUCAGUCACAAUGAAUUUACAAGUUUGUCUAUACAUUAUAGUUCUUAUAUACGUUCGCGAGGGAGAUACCGGCGGAGCCUGUCAUUAUUUCAGUGAAAAUAAGUUGGACUGGUUCGACGCAUUAUUUGCCUGUCAGAAAAAGAAACUAUGUCUGGCCAAUUUUGAUACCAAAGAAGCAUUUGAUGAUCUCCCACGAAAAUUCAAUAUUACAGACGAGUAUUGGAUUGGUCUAAACGGUUAUGAGAAGAAUGUACUUCGAUAUGUAUCCAACAACGAAGGUGUUAAAUAUAUGCCACCCGAAGCCACUAUCAAUGUUGAGCAGCCUUGCAUUUUUCUAAAGCCCAUCUUUCAAGGAAAAUUAACCUUUGAAUCAGACUACUGCUUACGUCGGCGUCGCUAUGUCUGCUCAUCGGCCGUCAUCUGCAAUGGUGUGGCGACAAACAGCACCUAUAAAGACAAAUAUUCUACAGAACUUCCUUGUGAUAUGAGCGACAUUGUCAAGGAUGUCAUUGGCAUACCCAAGUAAUAAUAAAGAUCAGUUGACAUAUGUUAUUGUAGCAUAUGGGUAUAUUUCAGAUA